AUGGUUAUCCUUAAUGAAGGAAAUGUUUAUAAAUUAAAAUUAAAAAGUAUUGGUCUUAAAGAUGCUGGAAAAAUUGCAUUUCAAUGUGACGAAUGUGAUAUUGAUGUUAUUGUAUUAGAUAAUCGUGGAGUACCUGAAGGUCCAUUACAAACAACAGAUACAAAAAGAGAUAGUGUUUCACUUCAGUGGAAACCACCAAAAGAAAAUGGUGGUAGUGAUGUUACAGCUGAAAAUAUUUAUGGUAUUGGUGAACCAUUAGAAACAACAUCCGCUAUAACUGUUAAACCACCAUAUGAUGCACCUGAUGCACCAGGUACACCUGAAUGUAUAGGACAUACAAGUGAAUCAAUAACAUUACAAUGGACACGAUCACAAAUUGAUGGUGGAAAUCCAAUUCGAGGUUAUUUGAUUGAAAAGAAAGAAAAAGGAACUGAUCGAUGGAUUCUUGUUAAUCGUGAACCAGUUGCAGGUGCUGAAUAUACUGUUUCUGGUCUUGCUGAUGGCAAAGAAUAUGAAUUUCGUGUUGCUGCCGUUAAUAGAGCAGAUCCAGGAGAAUAUGCUAAAACUGAAGGACCAAAUCAAGCACGUCCACCUGAUGUUGCUCCACAUGAUAUUGAUUUCAGUGCAUUUAGUCCAAAAGAAAUCAUUGUUCGUGCUGCAGAAGAUUUUAAAAUAACUGUACCAUUUGUUGGUGUACCUGCACCACAAGUUACAUUUACUCAAAAUGGCAAUAAGAUUAAACCUGACGGCAACAAUCAAGUAACUGUUAAAGAUGGUAUUGCUGAACUUAUUGUAUCAAAAGUAAAAGGUGGUGAUACUGGAUUAUAUUCAUGUACUUUGAAAAAUUAUCUUGGACAAGAAACUGCUCAGAUGAAAGUUAUUGUUGUUGAUAAACUAGAUACACCCGAAGGACCAUUGAAUAUUUCUAAUGUAAAACCUGAUUCAUGUUUAUUGACAUGGAAACCAUCAAAACCUGAUGGUGGUUCACCAAUUACUAAUUAUACUAUUGAAAAAUUUGAUACGAAAAAAGGUGAAUGGCAAAAAGUAUCAAGUUUUUGUCGUUCACUAUUUUAUAAAGUAACUGGACUUAAUGAAGAUAUGGAACCUAAAACGGAUUCGAACAACUUUCUGAAAUACUUUGCAGGUUUCGUGCAUUUAUACGAAACCCUAAAAGAUCCUCCAAUGAGUACAGGUAUGAUAAUAAACCUAUUUUUUAGUGUACCUUUAGUACCAUAUUCUUUUGACAAAAGAAUGAAAGUUUCGAACCCGAAAUUUCUAACAAUAGGUGUAUCGUGUAUGUAA
Adineta steineri is the source of this 1302-nucleotide messenger RNA. Lineage: Eukaryota; Metazoa; Rotifera; Eurotatoria; Adinetida; Adinetidae. The record is from the annotation of a GenBank genome assembly.